AUGGCCAUCAACAAGGUCCUUCUUGCCAACGUUGCCCUUGCAGCGGUGGCUUACGCAUCCCCUGCACCCCAACAACUUGAUUUCGCAGCCAUUGCUGCUGCUCCAACCGUAGCCAGCGGCCCAUCUGGCAUUGAUGCCGACGGAGGCGGCGAGCAGACCGCGACUCUUUACACCAGCUUCGCCGUUACUGCCGCUACAACGGCUCCUGUUGCUGCGUCCAAGACUGGUCUCGCCAAGCGUGAGGACGCUGCUGAGCUCUUUAAGCGCACUUUCAACCCAUGUUGCCCGAUUUAUGACCCUUGGUGCUUCGUGAGCCCCAACAAAUGCUCCGCGCCCACCAAGCCCGCACCCAAGCCUCAGCCUCCAAAGCCUACCGGCCCUCCAUCACCACCCAAGCCAACUACUCCCACCCAGGCACCGGCGCCUGCGGUGACAUCUUGCUCAUUCAGCGCCUACACUCCUUACUACGCCGCUCUGGCCACCGGAUAUACCACUGAUCCAGCCCUUGCUGCUACUUCCACCACUACGGCUAACCAGCCAUGUCCAACCACUCCCGAGGCCGGCACAUACUGCGGUUUCCUCAACCCCCUCGACCCUUGCGCACCACAGCCAGACGGUUACGGCCCUGUUCCCGAGCCUGACACUCCUGCUGCUUUCUUGGCGUACAGCAAGUUACACUCGUCUGCUCAGGCUGCGCCCACUGUCAUCCCUUCCACAAACAACAAGCAAUACACCCAGGUCUUCAAGGACCUUAACGGCGCCACUUCUGCCCAAUCUUACCUUGGUCUUUACACUCUCAAGACUUACGAUGUGAACGAGUGCGCCGCUCACUGCGACUGCACCGAUCUUUGCACGGCGUUCAACAUCUACGCCGAGCGUGAUCCCUCGCUGAACCCUACCAACAACGAUUCCACCUACGACCCUGGCUACCCAACCGUCUGGGGACAGAGCUGCCCCAACCCUCCCUCGCAGACCAGCUUCAAGUGCACUCUCUGGGGAAGCUCCAUUGACAAGACCUCCGCAACCAACACUGGCUACACAAAGGAGCAGUUCCAGGUCGUCAUCACCGCAUCCGACGGAUACGACAAGACCAAUGUCACCGUUCCAGAGACUCCACCAAAGUGCCAAACCCCACCGCCAAAGGACACCAACUGCUACGGCAACGCCAUCAACUCGCCCAAGCACUGGCUCGGAGCCAAGUUUUUCCCUGGCCCUUUCAACGCCCUCAUCUGCAGCAAGUACGCGCUUGAGCAGAAGGCCAUCAACAUUGCCGCCAACGCGUUGCAAGUUCCCCAGAUGUUCAACGCUUACUAUUUACACAAGAACGGCAAGCCACACGGAACUUACUGCUCGCUUUACAACGACCACAUCGGGUGUGACGCCGCCGACUACCACGGUGGCCACUCCGGCCCCGAUUUCUUCGAGUGCAAGCAGUCUUUCACUUGGUGGCUCUAG
Ramularia collo-cygni is the source of this 1455-nucleotide messenger RNA. RefSeq lists its product as uncharacterized. The transcript has 3 exons. The coding region runs from base 1 to 1455 and encodes 484 amino acids. NCBI's taxonomy places the organism in Eukaryota, Fungi, Ascomycota, Dothideomycetes, Mycosphaerellales, Mycosphaerellaceae. The record is from RefSeq and is a predicted model, not a curated record.